Acyrthosiphon pisum (pea aphid) is the source of this 764-nucleotide messenger RNA. RefSeq lists its product as uncharacterized. NCBI's taxonomy places the organism in Eukaryota, Metazoa, Arthropoda, Insecta, Hemiptera, Aphididae. The transcript is spliced from 2 exons. The record is from RefSeq and is a predicted model, not a curated record. The coding region runs from base 93 to 482 and encodes 129 amino acids.
GGUGAUGACAGACACAAAAAAAAAUAAAAAAUAAAAAAAAACACACAUCAUUGUAAAAUCAAUACAUUCAUCGUUCCACUCAGAAUCUAAAAAUGUUUAGCCCGAGAUGGUACAUUCUUGGAAAACAUUCAGAUUUUGUAUUUACCGAGAAUACAAACUCACAGGUUGAUCUCGAAAACAGAUUAUUGACUGAAAAUGAGUGUUUGACUAGUCAAAUGUUGAAUUUGAGUACAUUUGAAACAGAUGACCCAACUGAAGUAGCCACCGUACAGUCAAAUAUUGGUAGUGAAUGUACACCAAUAAUCAGUGAACAGUGCUUUGAUCUCCUGAGAGAAUUUGAAAUGGCGGAAAAUGAACCUUUUAAUGAGCUUGAAGAGGAUAGUGCUCAAUAUGUAGCUGGCUAUAUUUGUAAUCGGUUUUCCAGCAAAUAUCCAGAUUUGAUAAAGCAAACAGAUGAUGGUGAUGUUGCAGAAGACUGCUAGACUAAUUUCAAGUCAAGAGGUGGUUUGAAAUUACCAUCAAACAAUUUGAUGGCAGCAAUCAAAUUUCUUGAAAUUGAAUUUAAAUUAGUGAAUGGUGAUAAUAUUACAAAAGUAAAGGGAUAAUGAAAAAUAUGAUUAAUAAAUUGACACCAAUCAUUCAAUAUUUGUCUAUCCCGCAAGAAGUUAUUGACUGUCUAGUUAGGACACGGACAUUCAUAAGAAUGAAUAAUCUUAAAAAACAAUUAAUUUCAGAUAAAUAUAAAAAAAAAAAAAGGUGGGUAA